AGUCACACUCCAACUUUUUGACUAAUCUGUUUUCAAUGGCUACGAAACCGGAGAUUCCAAAGCCGAAAUCGGAAGCUACGCCGGCGGUGGCGAUAGUUAAGGCUUAUUGGCUGCCGGCGAUCUUAUUCUUGGCCGCCAUGUUUUUCCAGCUUGUUGCUAUUCCUCGUUCUUUCCCUCCCUCUCAUUAUGAUGUAUUAGGGAUACCGUCUUUCGGGUCAAUUGAAGAAGUAAAUGAGGCUUACCAGCAGUUAUCUUCUAAUUGGAAAUCAGAGAUGGACUCUUCUUCAACUCUUGAUAAGAUUAAGAUUCAGUAUGCUUUUGAACUUCUGAGCAAUCCCAUAUGGAAAAGGGAUUAUGAUAUAUUUGGCAUUGAUGAACAUCUUUACAUCAUGGAAAGGGUCAAGGAAAAAUACUCUAAUUCAGAGUUCUCUGAUAUUAGUCUUCCAUUACUGAAGCCUACUUCAUUUGGUUUGUUUAAAUCAGAGCCGACUUUUGAUAUCAUUUCAUCGGAUAACUAUCUUUCUAAGAUACAAAACAGCAAUACAUUGCUUGUUCAGAUUUUCUCAUAUGGGAGCAGCCGCUGUGCCCAGUUUUCCAGUUUAUGGAAAAGAAUUGCUAGUUUAUUAGAUGGUAUAGCAGAUACUGGGGUGAUUGAUAUCAGUGAUCUAAAGCUUGCAACAUAUCUAUCUGAGAAGAAAUAUACAGGAGCUCCCUUUUUUCGAAAUGGUCUUCCUUCACUUUUGGCCUAUCCCCCUGGAUGUAAAGCUUCAGAUUGUGUUGUUAGGUACACCGGAGAUUUAUCCGUUGAUGCUGUUACUGAUUGGUUUGCAACAACCAUUCUAAGCCUGCCUCGUAUUUCUUACUAUUCUAUGGAGUCUUUGGUACAAAGUUUUUUGAGAAAAGGCAGUCGGCACAAGGUCAAAGUCAUUUUCGUUUCAAAAACAGGACAGCGUGCUACUCCUUUCGUGCGUCAAGUUGCUAAAACUUAUUGGUCAUACGCCUCAUUUGCAUUCACUGUUUGGAGAGAAGAGGAAUCUCUCUUUUGGUCACAAACGUUUGGAGUAGAGGAAGCUCCUGCAGUUGUUAUUAUAAGAGACCCCGGUCUCAAACCUAUAGUGUACCAUGGAUUAAUCAACAAUUCAAGACUUAUCGAUAUCAUGGAACAGAAUAAGCAUCAAGUGCUUCCCCAGUUAAGAAGUGUUACAUCCAUGGAACUAGGUUGUGAUCCCAAAGGUUAUUCGCGUGCCGGUAACAAUACCACAAUUUGGUAUUGUGCUAUUAUUGUGGGAAGGCAAAGUUCAGAACUCCAUAAAAUGCGUGAGACCAUGCGUAGGGUCCAAGAUAUCCUAUCAAAUACGGGAGUUGGAGAUGAAGAUCAACUUGAUCACCAAGCAGCCACAUCAGCAGCAGUCGCGCUGAAGGAAAAACGGCUGACAUUUGCUUGGGUGGAUGGUGAAGCACAAAAGAGGUUCUGUUCGUUUUAUGUAAAUGUGGAGAACAGCCAUGACACCUGUGGACCGAGGAGGGAUAUAACAGAUGUUCCACGAUUGUUUCUUGUACGUUACAAAAGAAAUGACACUGAAGUAAAUAAGAAAACUGAUGAAAACCCAAUGAACAACAUGUUUGCUACAAUUGCCUCCAGGGAUGUCGAUCCCACAUCCCAAUUGGUGGCAUUAUACAAAGGUUUAGAUGAAACUCCACAGAUAAUACAAUGGAUCUCAGAAACAGUCCGAGACGGCGACUCCCGAGAUCUCCCAUUUCACAGAACAUCAACUCCUGAGCUUGUACCUGAGGAUGCAGAUCCUAUUUGGUCAAAAGGUCGGGAGCAAAUUAUCUCUUCAAGCAUGGGAGUGAAACAGAGGAUUGGAACCAUUCCACAACAAUUUAAUGAUCGUAUGAGUGAUCCCAGGCUUGGUCCAAUGUUGCUUUUGGGGGCAUUGAUGUCAUUUGGUUUUAUAUAUCUGCGGAGAAAUCAGCCGAUCAAACAUAAGGAAGCUCAUAAUUCAAGCCAACCAAACCCUGAGGGCGAGGACAGGCCAAAAUUGAGAAGGCGACGUCCAAAGAGCCAAACAAACCGGGAUGUACCUCCUUCCAUGACUGACAUGCAACCACCGAAUGCUUUCCAGAUGCCAUUUUCGGAUUCCGAUUCUGAGUAAAAUUUGUAGUCCAAAACAACAAUGAGUUCAGUUGCUUGCAUAAAACAACAGAAACUAACAUCAAACAAGAGGUCUGAAGUGCAGAGCUUUUAUGUCCCAAGAUGCCUGUGAAAUAUACGCAUGGUCUCUAGUAAGGUAAUACAUAUAUGACUUUAUGUUUAUAAAAUAGAUAUGAUUACACUAAUUUGGAAUCUUUUUAUUAACUUAUCAUUUAGUCCCAUUUUUCUGAACCUUGUUUAGAGUUUGAUCAAUGUAAUAUAAUCAGGAAUUCUUUUUGUUUGAUCAAUAAUCACACUUAGGAAAGCUGUUGACACAAA
Messenger RNA from Erigeron canadensis, 2473 nucleotides. RefSeq lists its product as uncharacterized. The record is from RefSeq and is a predicted model, not a curated record. The coding region runs from base 36 to 2156 and encodes 706 amino acids. NCBI's taxonomy places the organism in Eukaryota, Viridiplantae, Streptophyta, Magnoliopsida, Asterales, Asteraceae. The transcript has 20 exons.